AUGGUGCUCGAGGCGACCAUGAUAUUGGUGGACAACAGUGAGAGUAGCAGAAAUGGCGAUUAUGUCCCCACGAGAUGGGACGCGCAAGCAGACGCCGUGAACAUGAUCUUUUCCGCCAAAACACAAGCAAACCCCGAAUCAUCAGUUGGUCUCAUGAACAUGGCCGGAAAAGGGCCAGAAGUCUUGGUCACUCUCACAACAGACUUUGGCAAAGUACUCGAUGGCAUGCAUCGAACGAAGACGAAAGGGCGGGCACAUCUUACUACUGCCAUUCAGGUCGCUUGGCUAGCUCUCAAACACCGGCAAAAUAAGUCACAACGACAGCGGAUCAUCGUUUUUAUAUGUUCACGCAUCGAAGAAGAUGAAAAGAGCCUGGUGAAACUUGCAAAGAAAAUGAAGAAGAACAAUAUUUCGAUAGACUUGAUUGCCUUCGGCGACCUAGAUCCGGAAAACACGAAGAAGCUAGAAGCUUUCCACGAGAAUAUUAAGGGUGGUGAAGGAUCCCAUCUCGAAAUCAUACCUCCGGGGCCAAGUUUACUCAGUGAUCACCUUGUCUCAACACCUAUAUUAGCAGGAGAAGGAGUCGCACCAAGAGAUGGAGACGCCGAGGCAGGAGCUAGUGGUGAUACAGGUGGAGGUGGCUUUGAAUUCGGCGUGGAUCCAAGUACAGACCCCGAGCUCGCCCUAGCGUUGAGAAUGAGCAUGGAGGAAGAACAGGCACGGCAAGAUAAAGAUAAGCCAGCAGAAGCUGCGAAAGAACCAACGUUAGAACAGAUACCAGAAGAGGCUGGGGAGGACAAGCCGCUACUGAGUGGAGAUGGAGAAGCUAGUGGAAGUGUGGAUGCUCCGGUCAGCAAGCCAGAGGAGGAAGAGAAGAAGGACAAGGAGCAUGAGGGCACGGACAACAUGGACACAUCGUGA
Messenger RNA from Bacidia gigantensis, 921 nucleotides. RefSeq lists its product as uncharacterized. The record is from RefSeq and is a predicted model, not a curated record. The transcript is spliced from 4 exons. The coding region runs from base 1 to 921 and encodes 306 amino acids. NCBI's taxonomy places the organism in Eukaryota, Fungi, Ascomycota, Lecanoromycetes, Lecanorales, Ramalinaceae. Gene Ontology annotation, molecular function: polyubiquitin modification-dependent protein binding. Gene Ontology annotation, cellular component: nucleus; proteasome regulatory particle, base subcomplex; cytosol. Gene Ontology annotation, biological process: proteasome-mediated ubiquitin-dependent protein catabolic process.